AGUGGUUCCUUUUCCCAUUCACAUAUGGCGACUCGGCCAGAGCAUAUAGCCCCACCAGAGUUCUUCUAUGAUGAGGAAAUGGCUGAGAAGUACGCGGCGAACAGCCGUAUGAUCGACAUCCAGAGCAAGAUGACUGAGAGAGCAAUCGAGUUGAUGAUGUUGAGUGACGAUGAGCCCAGCUUGGUCCUCGACGUAGGAGUAGGGUCGGGGAUCUCUGGAGGGGUCCUUGGAGACCAUGGUCAUUUCUUUGUUGGUCUGGAUAUAUCAUCGGCUAUGCUCAACGUGGCACUAGAGCGAGAGGUCGAUGAGAGUGGUGAUUUCCUCCAGGGAGACAUGGGCCAGGGCUUUGGUUUCCGACCGGGCACUUUCGAUGGAUGCAUAUCCAUUUCUGCUCUCCAGUGGCUGUGCAACUCUGACGUCAAAAGUCAUGAGCCGUAUCGACGGCUGAGGAAGUUCUUCCAGGACUUGUUCAAUUGUCUAAAAAAAGGCGGCCGAGCAGUAUUGCAAUUCUACCCUGAGAGUGGCGAACAGGUUGAGAUGAUCACCAGUGCCGCUAUGCGUUCGGGUUUCGGAGGUGGCCUUGUGGUUGACUUCCCUCACUCCUCGAAGGCCAAGAAGCAUUUCCUUGUACUAUACGCCGGUUUCAACGGAGCAGUGCCUCAAGGCCUGACUGGUGCUGCUGGUGGUGGUGAAGCAAUGGCUGAGGGCGACUCAGCAGUGCGGAAUGCUGGGAGGAUGACUAGAAAUAGGGGCCUUAGGAGAAGGGAUCAGAUACAUGAAGGGAGAGCAGCCGUUAAGUCUCGGAGCUGGAUCCAGGAGAAGAAGGAACGACAUCGUGCCCAGGGUCGUGAUGUUAAGCAUGACUCGAAGUACACUGGAAGGAAGAGAAAGCCACGGUUCUGAGCAGGAUGGUCGUCUUGGUGUAUUGUACGUCGAACUCCACAAGAACUUCAUUACG
Perkinsus marinus ATCC 50983 is the source of this 958-nucleotide messenger RNA. Its product is annotated as s-adenosylmethionine-dependent methyltransferase, putative. Gene Ontology annotation, molecular function: rRNA (guanine) methyltransferase activity. The transcript is spliced from 10 exons. Lineage: Eukaryota; Perkinsozoa; Perkinsida; Perkinsidae. The record is from RefSeq and is a predicted model, not a curated record. The coding region runs from base 25 to 903 and encodes 292 amino acids. Gene Ontology annotation, cellular component: nucleolus. Gene Ontology annotation, biological process: rRNA (guanine-N7)-methylation.